AUGGCCUUGUCUGUGGACUCAGCUUUGUAUCGCUGGCAGCGCCGAGGAGCUCCCCGUCCCUCUCUGUCUCUCUCAGAAUCAACCCCACUACUGUGUUCUGCCGAAGACAGGCAGAAAGGGAGCUUGAACAAGUGGAGGGUUGUGUUUCCCAACAAUGAGAGACAGAAGGAAGCCUGGGACCGCGCUGCAAGAUUGUAUUCUGGAAACAGGAUCCAGACCACAAAAUACACCUGGCUCACUUUUUUGCCCCAAAAUCUCUUUGAGCAGUUUCACAGGUUGGCUAAUCUUUAUUUCCUCUUUCUGGUGAUUCUAAAUUGGUUCCCACAAGUGCAAGUUUUCCACAGGGAGAUUACUAUGCUGCCUUUGCUUGCAGUGCUGCUUGCCAUCUCAGUGAAGGAUGCUAUUGAAGACUACAGAAAAUACCAAUUUGAUAAGGCUAUAAACUCCUCUAAAACCAGGGUAUAUGACAAGUGUGACGUGCUUCCCAAGAGGUGCUCGGACCUGGCUGGCUACCAGGGUGCUACCUGUCCUAGGGCAGGCGCGCGCUGGAGUCGACCACCAGAAGUUUCUGUGAUCCCUAUUUGUGUUAUAAUGGCCAUGACAGCCAUUAAAGAUGCUUGGGAGGACUUUCGGCGGUACAAAUUGGACAAAGAAAUCAAUAAUAUGGGCUGUUACGUUUAUAGCAGGGAAGAUCAUGCCUACACCGAGAAGUGCUGGAAAGACGUCCGAGUGGGGGACUUUGUGCAGCUGCGGUGCAAUGAGACCAUCCCAGCCGACAUCCUCUUGCUCUACUCCUCUGACCAGAAUGGGAUCUGCCACCUGGAAACUGCCAACCUCGACGGGGAGACCAACCUCAAGCAGCGACAAGUUGUGACGGGCUUCUCCAGCCAGAAUACAUUGUUUGAACCAGAACUUUUUAAAAAUAUCAUAAUCUGUGAAAUGCCUAACAACGAUCUCAAUAAAUUCAAAGGAUACAU
Messenger RNA from Tinamus guttatus (white-throated tinamou), 977 nucleotides. The record is from RefSeq and is a predicted model, not a curated record. NCBI's taxonomy places the organism in Eukaryota, Metazoa, Chordata, Aves, Tinamiformes, Tinamidae.